AUGAUCAGUGGGUACAGCAGUGAUGAAAACGUUGAAGAGCUGAACGACCAUAGCACCACCCAAGACGAAGAAGAUUUGCAUAACAUAUUGAAUGACUUGAUUGGACACGAGCAUCGAGAAGUAGAAUCAACACCGUUAGACUUCUUGGAGUUGAACAUUUUCAAGAAUGAAGAGGGUAGCCAGCAUGACUCCGACACCAACUCGAUACUGGCUGAAGAGUCCGCAAAAUUAUUCUUCGACAGAUACAUUCAGAUUGACAAGGGCAAUGACGAACCGCUCUUUCAUAGCAAACUAAAGCAUUUUUUCAUUCUUUCAUCAGCUGGAAAGCCAGUCUACUCUAUGAACGGCUCUGAUGAUAUUAUCAUUGGAUACAUGGGUAUAAUAACAACCAUCAUAUCCACAUUCGAGGAAAACAUGCAGGAAGAUAUCAAAUCUAUCACAGUGGGUGAAGACGUGAAGAUAGUUGCAUUGACGAAGCAUGAACUAAUCUUUGUCGCCAUCACCAAAAUUGGGUAUGAGUCGAUGUCAUCUUCAAAUAACCAUGAGGAAGACUCUAUAUUAGUGAACCAACUUAACAAUCUUUACCAUUACUUGUUGUCUAUUUUAUCCAGGCCCACGUUGGAGAAGAAUUUCCAUAAUAGAAUGAAUUAUGACCUAAGGAAGGUCCUCACUCCACUAGACUUCCACAACCUUGACAGCUUGUGCUUCAAAAUGACUUACGGCUUGCAACCUCAUGGAUCAGACCCAAUCGGUUUUGAUUACUUCAUGAGCCAAUUAUUAGGCUCCUCCUUGCAAAACAUAAAAAUGACCAAUACUACAAGAACCCAGCUCAACAACAUACUUCUUUCUUCGAAAAAACUCAAAGAGGAUAAGAAGGAAUCCGAUAAAUUAAGCAGUUUCUUCAAUAUCAAGAGAGAUGAUGAGGAAAAAUACAUUGCUGAGGAUCUUCUUUUCUCUUUCCUUGCAGUUUCGAGCAAGAUCUUGAGUUACUUGAAACCAAAAAAUCACAAUCUAUCCAAUGAAGAUAUUUCGUUGCUUAUCUCGAUGAUUGAAUCUACGGAAUUGCAUGAACCGGACAGUGGCGAGGGCGAUUUAUGGAUGCCGUUGUGUAUGCCACAAUUCAAUCAGAAUGGUUUCCUCUACGUGUUUGUCAAAAAGUUCAUGUUGAGCGAUUACAUUGACACAGGACAUCAGAAGCAGUGCCCACCAAUAACGAUAAUUCUUAUCAGUGGCAACAAAAACUCAUUCUUCGAAAUGCAAGAAAUCUCCAAGUACAUCAUUCGCAAGUUGCUUAAGCAUGAAUCGUUCAAACUAAAGUUGUACAAGGAGCUCCUUUUGUCCACGAAACUUUCAGUGCUACAUGACAUUAAGGUGCCAGUGAUCAAGCAUUUUGUCUACAAGCUCACCAAGACCAACCAAUAUAUUAUGAGUGAUAUAGCCCAUUAUAACGGUGAGCGAAAUAUAAAUAGCUGUAUCCAGUUGGUAUACUUCUAUUCCAUGCUAAGAAACACCAAGGUCACCAAAGUUUUCAAGCCCCAAGGCAGCCACAAAAUUAUGCAUCCAUUCAGUAACAAGAAGUUGACCUACUCGAAGUGGAAUAAUGUGACAGGAUUCAUGCUAUGCGACGAUACUUUUGAGUUUUAUUGCUUAUGUACAGAGGGGGUGGACUCCAAGGACUUGAUUAGCCAUAGCUUGAAGGUGAUCAAAUGGUGUGAAAAAAAUUACAAGCGGUUGUUUAUAGGAAAUGGAGUCAGUUUUUAG
Suhomyces tanzawaensis NRRL Y-17324 is the source of this 1761-nucleotide messenger RNA. RefSeq lists its product as uncharacterized. Gene Ontology annotation, cellular component: fungal-type vacuole membrane; Mon1-Ccz1 complex. Gene Ontology annotation, biological process: protein targeting to vacuole; vesicle-mediated transport. The record is from RefSeq and is a predicted model, not a curated record. Bases 1 to 1761 code for a protein of 586 amino acids. The transcript has a single exon. NCBI's taxonomy places the organism in Eukaryota, Fungi, Ascomycota, Pichiomycetes, Serinales, Debaryomycetaceae.